UCCAAUCUCGUGUUCGCCCGUAAAUGUUCAGAUAUUUCACGGGAGAUAUAAAUGGAAUUAUUUGUGGCCACAGAAAAAUAAAAACAAGCAUUUUGUAUCUCGUUAAAUCAAUUCUACCAGACAACAUCUAACGUUGAAAUUUUGCAUUUUGCUAAAAGGAACAUUGAUUUUUUUAUGGGUUAGCUUUAUUUAACGAAAUAUUCGAUAUUUUUGAGCGUGAUUGUUACUUUAAACCUGUAGUGAAAUUAUACCUGUACAUACGUAUAUCUAAAAAUAGAUACGUUAAAGGUAUUUUGAAACAGUAUAGCAUUGAGCAAAUUUUGUUGUGGAUUUUGUUUGGAUGGAGAACACUGCGAACUUAGAUCGGACCAUCGUCCAGCAAGAAAACGUCAAUUUACUUCGUGAAAUCCGGGAACUUUGUAAUAGAAAUAACCCGGAAGUGGUAUUUCUUAUUGGCGGUCCAGGCGUAGGAAAAAGUGCAAUGGUGAACACUAUCAACAAAGCUCUAUGUGGAACAUACUACGAGAAAGCUAAACCGAAUACACGCACAUUCGAACGGUUUAAAAACUGUGGCAUUCAGGAGAAUGAACUACAGGGUGUACAAAAGUACGCGUUUUCAACGUGCCUACAUAUUUUGCCCAGCAUCAUUGAUUCUGCUGGAAACAUUGACGAAAAUACAUUGGCAUUGCAAGAAAUAAUGGAGUUGGUGAUUGGAGGGUUAAUCCCUAAAGGCACAUCCCUUGAAUAUCUUCGGGAUAAACAGAAAAAAAGAUCACCUGGUUUUCUGAGCAGAACAUACAAGACAUGUGACGAGGAAUGGAAGGUAACAAAGAUCGUGUUCGUCGUAAGCUGCACGCAGCCUCUUCCAACUCAGCUGAUACAAUGUCUCAAAGACGCUCUCGGAGCAUAUAAUAGGAGAACAGGGUUGGCAAAAUUCAAUAUCAACGUCUUUGUUGCCAUCACCAAAUACGAUUUAGUGGCGGAACAAGGAAUAUUUUCUACCUUAGACCUACAGGGACAAAUAACCAUGGAACAGUUUGAGGAACACGAACGCAAGGUGGCAGAGCAUUUCGGGAUCUUCGAGCACAACAGCAUCCGCUGGGUGAGCUACGUGGAUGGUCACAAUGCAGACAACCCAUUCAUCGAGAACAUCGCUCUGAAGUUUGUGAGGCAGAUGAUGCCCCGUCGUGCUCCUAAAAAAGCCGAGAGUACCUUUGGUGAAGAUAUUGCAGGUUGGCUUCUUGUAGCUGCACUUGUGAGCAUGGCCUGGCAUUUUUUCAAGCGUUCAUAACCUGUUUAAAUAAAAUGACGGUUUUCGCCAAAAGGUGAGACAUUGCGCAUAAUUUUGACUUCUUAAAUGCUACAACAUGUUGUUUUGACCAACACAAGUGUGUAUUAUUUUCUUGAGAAAUUGUUUAUUUUGUUAAGAGAAUCAUUCUGUGCCUAAUAGUUAUGCAGUUAUGUGACUUUGGUCAAUAUCCGAUUAUUAAGAUCUGAUCUUAGAACGUAUAAUAUUAAGUUACAAUUAUAUUUGAAUGUGCGAUGUUUUGAGAAAAAAAAUUAUUUUGAACGAUUUCGAAUAAAUUUGCAUGCGAAAAAUGUUCACGUUUGGGCGCCCCUAAACCUCAAAUCCCCAGUGCUAUGCUUAGCAUUCAUCGUUCUCAUGAAGUGACCCCAGUUUUAUUUGUUAGUGUUUGUGUGUGUCAAGUUUUUUUAUUUCCUUAAAUAAAGCAAAUUGGAGUGAUGAUAAGAAAAACUAUUGAUGCAAUUGGACUAAGGCUGUCCUUGUGAACGUUAAACCGUAGCGUAGUAAUGGGAUAUGAUUGAGACCAUGUGUGUUCACUAAAUCCUUACAUUUUAUUGUAUUAUUACUUUUUAUUACAUUAAAAAGGUGAUGUCUGUUAUUAACAUAUAAUUGUCCAACAUGCAAUAUACGAUGCAAUGAGGUAUUAUAAAAUUAAAUUGAGAGAUCGAUUUACGUUUAGAUCACGAUAACAAAGGUAGUAUAUGUUCAUAAAAUGCCAGUUUGACAUAUAUUUGUUUAAUACAGUUUAAUAAAGCAUGAGUUCUGUU
Dreissena polymorpha is the source of this 2073-nucleotide messenger RNA. RefSeq lists its product as uncharacterized. The transcript is spliced from 6 exons. NCBI's taxonomy places the organism in Eukaryota, Metazoa, Mollusca, Bivalvia, Myida, Dreissenidae. The record is from RefSeq and is a predicted model, not a curated record. Bases 341 to 1291 code for a protein of 316 amino acids.